GAGUCCCGCCCGGUUUCCCCCCAGGCCGUAGCAGAGGCGGCAGCAGCGGUGGCGACAUGAGCAGCGGGGCGGCGUCCGGGACUGGGCGGGGGCGGCCCCGGGGCGGGGGGCCGGGACCCGGGGACCCCCCGCCCAGCGAGACACACAAGCUGGUGGUCGUGGGCGGCGGCGGCGUGGGCAAGAGCGCACUGACCAUCCAGUUCAUCCAGUCCUACUUCGUGUCUGACUAUGACCCCACCAUCGAGGACUCCUACACGAAGAUCUGCACUGUGGAUGGCAUCCCAGCCCGGCUGGACAUCCUAGACACUGCGGGCCAGGAGGAAUUUGGGGCCAUGCGGGAGCAGUAUAUGCGGGCUGGCCAUGGCUUCCUGCUGGUGUUCGCCAUUAAUGACCGGCAGAGUUUCAACGAGGUAGGCAAACUCUUCACCCAGAUCCUUCGAGUCAAGGACCGCGACGACUUCCCCAUUGUGCUGGUUGGGAAUAAGGCGGAUCUGGAGACACAGCGCCAGGUCCCCCGAUCUGAAGCAUCUGCUUUCAGCGCCUCCCACCACGUGGCCUACUUCGAGGCCUCGGCCAAACUGCGUCUCAAUGUGGAUGAGGCCUUCGAGCAGCUGGUGCGGGCUGUCCGGAAAUACCAGGAACAAGAGCUCCCACCCAGCCCUCCUAGCGCCCCCAGGAAGAAGGACGGGGGCUGCCCCUGUGUCCUGCUGUAGCCCGGGCAGGAGAAGCAACCGGCACAAGCUGAAGGGACCAGCUGCCUUGCACCUUGCUGUGUGGCCUGAAGCCCUGGCUGAGCCUCAGUUUCCUUCUCUGGGUCUCCCAGGACACACUGCACCUUUUACCCUUAUUUCCUGGCCUCCUCUGGGCCAAACGCCACUGUGUGCCUUCUGCCAACACUUCUUUUCCCCCUCCCAAGCCCCUGCUGGGAUGAGGAAUUCCAGGGUCACUGCUGUAUAUAACCUCCCCCCCAGAAAAAUAAACGUCACUGCCAAUGUCAGGAGGUGCUUUCUAA
Molecule: messenger RNA, 1012 nt
Organism: Sciurus carolinensis (gray squirrel)
Lineage: Eukaryota; Metazoa; Chordata; Mammalia; Rodentia; Sciuridae
Gene: Rras
Product: RAS related
Exons: 6
Coding region: 57-713 (218 amino acids)
Biological process (GO): signal transduction
Cellular component (GO): plasma membrane
Molecular function (GO): GTP binding; GTPase activity; GDP binding
Source: RefSeq, a predicted model, not a curated record